AUGCCAUCCAGCUUCCCUCAUCCAUCUCACGUACCCGAUCAUCCCCACAUCAAUUUGCCGAGGCUGGGUGAGACACGGUGCUACUGGACGCUCCUCACCUCCGACUUGACCUUCCUCUACCUUGAUCCUGUCCUCGCAAGCCACCUCGGCGAGCAAGCUGACUUGCUUAUAGGCAAGCCGCUCUUAGCCUACGUCCACCCCGAUGAACAGGCGUCCGCAAAGGUAGAUCUCGGAGCUGUGCUGGAGAGUCGGACUUUGCACGGCAGCGUCACUCGCGUCCGCUACUCUCGAUUGUCGCGCGUCCGUCGGCAGUUGGGAUACAAUGGUCCCCCUUCGGAGUGGAUAGACGCUGAUAAGAUCGCCGUCGACUCAAACUACAUGGCGGUCGACAUCGUCAUCAACUACGCGGCCGACGGCUUGGUGCUCUGCUUCAUCCACGCUGUUGUCGACCUCACGCCACGAGACAAUGACGAACACAACAAGACGUGCUGGACAAACUGGUGUGGCACAGCCAGUAUGGGCAUGGAGCAGGCUCAGCUCCUAUAUGGCCGCCUACAGCAGGCUUUGCCCCCUCCGCCUACCAUGUCUCGCGUGUUCCAAAUUCUUCUGAACCAGCCUAACAGGCCGUUGUGUCUCAGUUGGCCCCAGGAGCGCCCCGGUGAGCCGACUUCAAAGGACUUUGCGCGGCUCGCCGAGGACAUCCAAAUCACUAGCACCGGCACUGACGCCCGAACAAGCUGCACACGGAGGUACAAGGCAUGCCAAGUCAUGGAGUUCUCCAUGGGUGACAAGCGGGAGGUGGAGAGUAUAUUUAUUCCUCAUGGCGCCAUUAUCUUCGCAUGUCACAAAAUCACCCCGUACCCCCGUUCUAACGUCGGCGGCGGAAGUGGAAUGCCACAACUCGGAUAUCAUUCGGGCAACUACGCAUCCCAAGGAAACGCUCAGCAGUACUACGACUCGCCUCAAAACCACCCUCAGAACCCCCACAAUCCUCACAUCUCCUCCCUCCACUCAUACACCUACAGUCCUCAGCCUCAACCACCGAUGUCGUCGUCCUACCCACCGAAUGCUUGGGUCAACAUGGAGUCGUCGGGUUCCCCGAACCCGUACGCUCAUUGGGCCCCUAGUUCUCUUCCGAAUGGGGCCCCUAUCAGCAGCAUGCGCACAUCUUCCUAUUCUGCACCUCCGCCACCUCCGGCGCCGCAGCACCAGUGGUCACCACACCAACCUACGUACUUGGACACCGAGUCUCCGGUCUCUCCGGACGACCCUUCUCUCCCGAGUCCUGGAGGGAUGUAUCACGCUUCCGGCCCUCUGGACCAGGAAGAGCAGGCCCCGCCGUCGCCACUCAACGACUUGGUUCCCGCUCCUAGGUCCGGACGACGGAACAACAGGGAGCAAUACGGGAACGGCGGACGUACAGCGGGCAACCCUCCCGUGGGAGUCGUGAAGUGCGCGAGCUGUAAGGCGACUCAUAGCCCAGAAUGGCGAAAAGGUCCAAGCGGGAAAAAGGACCUGUGCAAUGCCUGUGGGCUGCGCUUUGCGCGGUCGCGUGCUAAAAAGGAAGGAGGCAGCCAGCGUCGCCGCAAGGACCGCGCGAUGAGCACGUUGUCCACGUCCACGAAGCCAGACCCGUCGCCCUCUGCGUCUCCCGUGAGCGCGUCGUACCCGAGCAUGCGGCGAGGAAGCUUCUUCGAAGAAGGUUCCUUCCUCUCUACAUCAUCUGCAGGCUCAGGGUCCGGGAACGACAGCUUCUCGCAUGGCCCACCCUUCGACGGCAUGACUCCGUCGCCCUCGCCCCCGUCUGGCGGCAUGCACUACGUGCCCGGGCACUCUAUGGGCUACAACCCAUCUCCGAUGCCAGUCGACAGACACGGCUUCGGCGGCCACCCGAACCCGAACCAGUACUACUCCCUUCCGCCUCCGCAAUCUGGCUUCCCGCAGCAGCCAGCCGCCCAUCACCUGCCCUCGAACGGCCACCACCCCCUGCCUCCCGCGCGCCUGGAGCCGGUCAUGCCAUACUCCAACAGGCUCUCUCCGCUCAUGUCCCCUGCGUCGCCUGUCUCGAACUCGCCGCUCAGCGCCGGGCUGUCUGCCGCGUCGUACGAACGGGACAAGCGGUACGAGAGGGAGGCGGACCACUUCGCGAUGGGGCAGCCUCCGCUCGGACCUGAGCACUCGUACCGCAUGGGAAAGCAGACGGGGUAUAUGGCGCGUGAGUCCGGACCGUAUUGAGCUGCGGGUUCCCUUAAAAUCUGUCGCGACACCCCCGGCCGUCACCUAACGUCUGCUUAUUAUUCUCUACCCUACUCCUUCGUUUCCAUAUUCCCGCAACGUCAGGUAAAGUUUGUUAUUGUAACGAUCCCGUUCCGUAUUCGAUUCUCGGAUCGGUGUAUUCUUGUUGUUGUUCGGUACUUCUACCGCCGACCCCCAAGUGUAGCGCUCGCAUGUACGGAGGGGCGUGCGGUUUGACCUUCGCCCUUUGACGAUAUUUAUCCUCUGUAUUCGAACCCCCUAUUGUCGUCUACGCAGAUUGCACUCAGCCACGACACGACCCGCACGCCGCAUCCCCAGGAACCAUACAUAUCGCUAUAGUUCUCAUGCCCUGAUCGUGUAUUUGUAAUAAUUCUCGCCCAGAAUGGUAGAUGUUUGUCUCUGGCUAUUCGCCCGUGUGUACGCCCGUCCGUUUGGCUCAAGCGUCCCAGAGCGAAAGCUCAGCGAGACGAGAAGCUUUUGUCAGGAUGCGAACUCUUCGCGGGCGCAGAACCGGGAGGGUACGCGUUCUCUUCGCGUCCUUUGCCUCGCCGUCGCACUAAACGAGGCCUGUGCGGAGCGGGAUGGGGGAUCGAG
Dichomitus squalens LYAD-421 SS1 is the source of this 2850-nucleotide messenger RNA. RefSeq lists its product as uncharacterized. Lineage: Eukaryota; Fungi; Basidiomycota; Agaricomycetes; Polyporales; Polyporaceae. The transcript is spliced from 5 exons. Bases 1 to 2235 code for a protein of 744 amino acids. The record is from RefSeq and is a predicted model, not a curated record. Gene Ontology annotation, molecular function: zinc ion binding; sequence-specific DNA binding. Gene Ontology annotation, biological process: regulation of DNA-templated transcription.